AUGGACGGCGAUAUAAGUAGUAUAACUUCGACGCCAAGUAAAAACAAUGAUAAACUUUUGCUGCACGAAAUAGACGAGUUUUUAACAAAAGUCGAAGCCUACGAAAGUCCUGAAACAAGAUGUAAACGUGAUGAGACACUUUGCCCGGAAAACGUUAUAAAAGCUACUGGAAGUUAUAUUGCGCAGCAACUAGAGUCAAAACAUGAUGAAAAUAAAAUAGUGCUGCCAAGCGGUAGGAGGGUUUCCAGUAAUGUUUUAGACAAAUAUAUUUAUCUAGUCAAGAAUAAAGACAAACAAACUGAUAAAGUAUCACAGAAAAGUGAUGAUGUCACAGAGAGUUCUAAUAACAAUUCCAAUCCCAUACAACAAAUAAAACAAGACAACAAGUCGCCUAGCAUAAGAAAAUUAAACUUCUCAGAAAUCAAAGAAGCAAACCCGACAUCUACUCCAAAAAAGUAUCCCCAUUGCUCAAAACAUGAUAGUUUUAAGCCAUCUUCAAAUAAAAUUUAUGACCGCGCCUCCAAAGUUUUGGAAGAUUAUAAAGCUCAGAGUUACAACAACAAUACCCCUUCAUCUCUGACGGACACAAAUGAGUACUUAUCUGAGAAAGGAGACUUUAAAUUGCCACAAAUGAGGCCAUUUAUGAAUAUAAAGGACAAAAUGACAGCAUUGCAAAUGGAUUCCAUGGAUACAGACCUUUUAAGCCUAAGUGAGCUAUGGGGGGAAAAGGGUGAAAGACUAGAAAGAGCAGAGAGCUUAAAAUUAGAGGAAGAAAGACUGAAAAGAGAGCAUUGCGAGGUCAUGAUCCAGCAAUUGCAGAGGAAGAUCUUGGAGCAACAGGAGAAGUUAGCUGUAGCCAUUAAGGUUGACCGGGGCAAGGAUAUAGCCAUCAACAAGCUGAGGGAGGCUUGGCUCAAGCUCACUCAUAGUUUAGACCGUGCUGAAGAAAGGCACAGGGCGGCCCUGGAGAAAAUGGUUAAAGAGGUGGACAAUUUUAAAAUGGUCGCUGAUGAAGCUCAGAAGAAAACUCGCCACUUCGAAGCGGAGCUGUACAAAGCUCUUGACUUGGCGCACGACUAUCAGGACAAGUGCAAGCAACUUACCACUGAGAAAAAGGAACUGCAGGACAGCACCGAGAAGUCCCUCGCAGACAAGGAGGAGGUGCUGAGGAGUAAAGAAAAAGAAAUAGAGGUGCUGAAAGAAAAUUACGAAACCUUCAUGAGACUGAACAAGCAGUCGACCGAUUGUGUGAAAAAUUUAGAAGAAGCUUUGGAGAAGGAAAAAUCUGAGCAUGAUUCAACUAAGAGUAAAACGGACGAGCUCAGCCGUAAGAUGCAGUCAUGCCAAGAGGAGAUGUUGCUGGUAAGCCAAGAGAAGGACAUAUUAAAGGAGAAAGUGAACGAAGAGAGAUCCAGGUGCAAUCUUCUCGAGAGGCAACUUUGCGACAUGCAAAAUAAAAACAGUGACCUCCUUAAGAAAUGUGAGUCAUUGGAGAAUGACGUGAAAACUCUCCGUAAGCACUUGGAACUGCAGAAGAACGAGCUGAAGGGCCAUUACCAGCAGCAGUUGGAGGAUGCUGUGCUGUCGAAGCUCAAGGAGUUCCAGGUGCAGCUCGACCUAGCGCAGAGGGAGAUGGAGGGGGAGGCGAGGAGUAAAGAGAAUGCUAUAGUCGACACUUACAACAACCAAAUAGCCCAUAUUGAGGAACAGCACAGAUUGGAAGUGAGUGUACUGGAAGAGAAACAGAAAGAGGAAAUCAAACUUUACAGGCUACAGUUGGCACAAGCCAGUGAAAAGAUUGGCUUGUUAGAGAAUAAAUUGGAGACAUAUCGGCACCGACGUGGACAAAUAGCUUCGCAGUUGCACAGUGUGAUGGAGGCGCAAUGGCGGCAAGCGCUACAAAUUCUCACUAACGGCCAGGCCGCCAGUCAGCCAGCGAGCCAGCCCAUGAGCCAGCACGCGAACCAGCCACCGGCCAUGUUAGACAGCAACUUAGCCAACCACGGUGGCUCUGUUGGCUUCUCGUCGUUGGAUCUUUCCAGACCAAAUAGUGUGGUAGCGGGUGGUAGCAGACGAGCGCACAGACACGCGGAUCCUCUCAGCGACCACGAGCUCCAGCAAUACGUCAACCUGUUACUAUCUAAGCCGGUGGGCUCGGAUUUGAACCUGGACACGGAGGUUGAAGAGCUGAAGUCCGGUCCAUUGCACGAGCCACCCACCAGCGAUCGGGCGGACAGAAAAGAGCGUUCCGCGAAACGUUCUCUCAACCCCAACAAGCCGCCGUGGAAAGCU
Molecule: messenger RNA, 2292 nt
Organism: Iphiclides podalirius (scarce swallowtail)
Lineage: Eukaryota; Metazoa; Arthropoda; Insecta; Lepidoptera; Papilionidae
Source: the annotation of a GenBank genome assembly